UGUCGUGAUCUGCUGAGGACUUAAAUAGGAGUGACCUCCGGCUUUAGCGAGAAGUGGGAGAGUGAGCGAUCCUGACUGUCGUGUAAAAAUGGCUGAGCCUAUUAGAGUUCUGGUGACCGGCGCUGCUGGGCAGAUUGCCUAUUCCUUGUUGUUCAGCAUUGCCAAGGGAGAUGUCUUCGGCAAAGAUCAGCCAAUCAUCUUGAUCCUUUUGGACAUCACCCCCAUGUUGCCAGUCCUGGAAGGUGUUGUCAUGGAGCUGCAGGAUUGCGCUCUCCCGCUUCUGAGAGAGAUUGUGCCCACUGACAAGGAAGAGGUUGCCUUCAAGGACCUGGAUGCUGCCAUCUUGGUGGGAUCUAUGCCCAGGAAGGAGGGCAUGGAGAGGAAGGACCUGCUCAAGGCCAACGUGGCCAUCUUCAAGAGCCAGGGUACCGCCCUGGAGAAGUAUGCCAAGAAGACAGUGAAGGUUCUGGUCGUGGGAAACCCUGCCAACACCAACUGUCUGAUUGCAGCCAAGUCUGCUCCCUCCAUCCCCAAAGAGAACUUCUCCUGCCUCACCCGUCUGGACCAUAACAGGGCUCGCUCCCAGGUGGCGAUGCGCUGCAGUGUUCCUGCAACUCAUGUGAAGAAUGUCAUCAUCUGGGGCAACCACUCCUCCACCCAGUACCCAGAUGUGCACCACUGCAUGGUCAACAUGUCUGGAAGUGAGCUUGCCUGCUUUGACGCAGUCAAGGAUGAUGCUUGGCUCAAAGGCGAUUUUAUUUCUACAGUGCAGCAGAGAGGCGCUGCCGUCAUCAAGGCCAGGAAGCUGUCCAGUGCCAUGUCAGCAGCCAAGGCCAUCUGUGACCACAUGAGGGACAUCUGGUCAGGCACCCCAGAGGGCGAGUUCAUCUCUAUGGGUGUUUACUCCUCUGGCAACUCUUAUGGAGUCCCAGAAGACCUCAUCUACUCAUUCCCUGUCCAGAUUCAGAACAAGACCUGGAAGAUUGUGGACGGUCUAGCCAUCAACGACUUUUCCCGAUCAAAGAUGGAAGCCACAGCUGCGGAGCUGAAAGAGGAAAGAGACACAGCUGUGUCGUUCCUGGGAGAAUGACUAGACUCUGCUGGGCCACCACACCAGCACUUAGACAGCACCAAAACUCCAGACGCACGCCUGUGAUAAAGCACUUCAAAAGCCCUUGAGUUACCCUGCAUUACUGUAUGUGUAAGAGAGAAUUGAGUCAGUGUUUAUGAGUGUUAAGGUGGAAUUUAACUUGUGCAUUGAAAUGCCGCAGAUCAGAACCUUGCAAGCAUACCUCCCCCAUAAGUAUACAGUUUACACUGAAAGUCCACCACUUCUGUUACCAGCUAUUUUCCAAUAUCAUUUCCUGUGGGGGGGGUCGAUGAAUGGGUGGUUGUUACAUAUAGUCAGUGAUGCACCAAGUCCUCAAACACUGGAUGGAUAGCGUCAAAGCUGAAACAAUAAAAUAAAAAUAAU
This is a messenger RNA of Mugil cephalus (flathead mullet), 1474 nucleotides long. It is a transcript of the gene mdh1ab, whose product is annotated as malate dehydrogenase 1Ab, NAD (soluble). The record is from RefSeq and is a predicted model, not a curated record. Gene Ontology annotation, cellular component: cytosol; mitochondrion. The transcript has 9 exons. Gene Ontology annotation, biological process: tricarboxylic acid cycle; malate metabolic process; oxaloacetate metabolic process. Gene Ontology annotation, molecular function: L-malate dehydrogenase (NAD+) activity. Lineage: Eukaryota; Metazoa; Chordata; Actinopteri; Mugiliformes; Mugilidae. Bases 89 to 1090 code for a protein of 333 amino acids.